Messenger RNA from Akanthomyces muscarius, 3360 nucleotides. RefSeq lists its product as uncharacterized. The record is from RefSeq and is a predicted model, not a curated record. Lineage: Eukaryota; Fungi; Ascomycota; Sordariomycetes; Hypocreales; Cordycipitaceae. Bases 1 to 3360 code for a protein of 1119 amino acids. The transcript is spliced from 2 exons.
AUGGCACCGCCCACACGUUUCAACUCCGUAAGGACCGGCGGCAGCAGGCCUGUCGCCCGCAAGCCAACCUUUCGCGACGACUCCAACCUCGUUGGCUUCCGCUACGACAAGGCCGUCGCCGCCGAGCCGCCUGUCCACAUCACGCGCAGCACCACCUCUGCGUCUGCCCGCUCGCGGCCGCCGCCGCUGCAGCGCUCGCCGUCGAGCUCGACCACGACGACGGCGUCCUCGUCGUGCUCGUGUGCGGCGUCGAUAUCUGCCGUCUCGCUCGCCGGCACUGCAGCCACCUCGAUCAACGGCGCAGGAGGACCCGUCGUUGUCGCGCCGCCGCGGCUGAGCAUGCCCGUGAUUGCGCCCCCGACGGAGCAGCACCCGGCCCUGCGAUCGCCUCUGCCGCAGCUCGACGAGGUGUGGAAGCGCGACUCGGGCCACGGCAGCAGCCUCGUGACCAAGACCAUCCCAGAGGAGGAGGUGCGCUUCAACGUGGCCGAGCCCAACGAGGACGACGACUGCUUUAUCGAGAGGCGGCCGACGUCCAAGGACGGCUCGUCGGGAGAAGCGUCGCAUAUUGAGCACAGCCCUGUGUCUGUCACUGGCUCUGCUAUUUCUGGCAAUACCAAACCGCGCCGGCACAGCUUAAACGGCGUGCGGCCCGUCACAGCCAGGGCGUCCGUGGCCGCUAGCACCGCCGCCGCUCCUUCCAGAUACAGCGCCUGGGGCACUAGAGCAUCCACUAACGGCAGCCCUGUGCUCGCUGCAGCCGCUGGGGCCUCCAGAGCCUCGCCCUCGUCUGUUAUUGCUCCCCUCGAUCUGCGCAUCUCCUCGUUCGCGACCUCCUCCUCCUCCUCUUCUUCUUCCUAUAAUCAUCAUCCUGCUGCCGCCAUCACCGCGUCCGACUUUCUGCCCGCCCCCAUAUCGCCGCCCGCUUCGCCCUCGCGCGCCUCGUCCCUCCGCUGGCUCACCACCCGGCGACAGAGCUUACGCCUGUCCUUCUGGGGCGGCUCCCGCGACGACGACGACGGCCCCCCUGCUCACCCGCAGCAGCAGCACCAGCAACAGCGCAAGCCCGCGCCCGCGCCGACAGCCCCCCGACGUUGGCAGAGCGUAUCCCAGCUGCGGGGCGGUUCGACUGCUGGUAAUAACGCGAGACCUGCUACGGCUCAUAUUGCUGGCAAGUUUGCUUCUGGUAUUGCUGGGAACACUCCUGCUAUCGCUGCUGGCCUGGCCCCUGGUACCGCGACCCCAGCCCCAGCCUCCUCCGCUAAGCUUCAGCCACCCGUGUCCCCUGCGCAGAGCUCCUCCCGAUCGACCUUGGCCAUGUCGUCUCCUCCUGAGCCUGCCCGCGACAGCCUUGCCGAGUUUUCGCCCCUGGGCAUCGCCAUUCCCACCGACAGCCUGCUGGAUGAGGAUUUUAUCUCCUCUCUCAACUUUUCCAAGCGCGGCAGCCUCAUGUUCGACCCGGACAGCGUCGCCGCCAUGGACCGCAUGUCCCUCACCGACGACGACCGCAGCGCCACGCCCACCCAGCGCUCGUCCAAUGCUGCCGUGCCCCGGCCUGUCUCCUCGGCCACCAGCUACGCCGCCGCCGAUGACGAUGCCCGCGUGCCUCCCGGCACCGCGUCGCCGACCCCCGACGUUCGCGUCAUGGCACCCGACGUCGAGCAAGAGUCGCAAAAAGUCAGGCAGCUCUAUGCCUCGGGGGAGCCCCCCGCCCCUCUGCUCGACACCGUCAGGCAUUCGUACUGCGACCGGUUGGAGCCUACCCCCGAGGUCCUGACAGAAGACGACGAGUCCGUUGCAAACGGAAAUACUCUCGCGCCAGCCUUUUCCGUGCCAAGAUCCGUAAGCUGUUCGUCGCAGCAUAAUGACCGUCCUGACCGAAAAGAGUCCACCGACCCGGCCGGCGGCUUCGAAGACUGGGACGACCUCGACGGCGCCAUGGUUGACCGCUACGGCUUCAUUGGCACCCCGCGCACCCAGUCGCGUGUCGGCACCCCAACCGAAAUGCGCUCCUUGCAUCACUCGCCGCGUCGCCGCAAUGUCCUCACUAAGCGCGACCCCAUGGGCUUCACUUCGAACCAAAACGGCAUGCGCCUGCCCAGUCGCAAGGUCUCGGCGCGCUCCCUCAACACCCAGCACUCCGAAGUCUCGAUUGUGUCCUUUCGCUCUUCGCGCUCCGUCAUUCGCCAGGCCGGCAACCUGCUCCCACAGAAUAGAAAUCGUCGCUGGAUGGACGAGGCCGGCGACAUGCUGACCGUCUCCCCGAACCUGCAAGACAGCGUUGAAGAGGCCCGUGUCGAAAAGAUAUCCGAAGCUUUAAAGCGCAAAGAAAUUGAUCGCUCCGAAAAGUGGCGGCGCAUGGCCCGAGUCAACCGCAAUAGUUCUCAAGGCCAGGGCAUGGAGUUUGAGUUCGACACCAAGAACCCGAAGCUCAUUGAGCGCACAUGGAAAGGCAUUCCCGAUCGUUGGCGCGCCGCCGCCUGGUGGUCCUUCCUCGCGACCUCUGCCAAGGAGCACCCCGGCUCCGCUACCGAAGACGACAUUACAACUGCCUUUCGCCGCCUUCAAGACUGCGCCUCGGCCGACGACAUCCAGAUCGAUCUCGACGUGCCCCGCACCAUCAGCCGCCACAUUAUGUUCCGACGACGCUACCGCGGGGGCCAGCGUCUGCUAUUUCGCGUGCUCCACGCCCUGUCGCUAUAUUUCCCCGAAACAGGCUAUGUCCAAGGCAUGGCCUCGUUAGCGGCGACGCUGCUAUGCUACUUUGAGGAGGAAAAGUGCUUUGUGAUGUUGGUGCGCAUGUGGCAGCUGCGCGGGCUAGAACGGCUCUAUCAGCCGGGCUUUGAUGGGCUCAUGGCGGCGCUGCGCGAGUUUGAGACGACGUGGCUGCACAAGGAUGUGGCGCGCAAGAUGACGGACCUGUGCAUCGAUAGCACCGCCUACGGCACCCGCUGGUACCUGACGCUCUUCAACCUCUCGAUUCCGUUUGCCGCUCAGCUGCGCGUCUGGGACGUCUUUCUGCUCCUCGGCGACGCUGCCGAGGGCGAGCUCCCCGACGACGCGACGCAGAAGCAGAGCGAUAGCCCGUCGAUGCCGCCGAUCAAGGAAAACUCAGCAGCAGCACCGUUGACGACUGUCCACACGAAAUCAACAACAAAGGCAAAAACGCCGAGCAGUGGGCUGGACGUGCUGCAUGCCACGAGCGCGGCGCUCAUCCAGGCGCUGCGCGAAGUCCUCCUCGACUCGGACUUUGAAAACGCCAUGAAGGCUUUGACGGCGUGGAUCCCGAUCAAGGACGAGGAUCUGCUGAUGAAGGUGACGAGGGCGGAAUGGAAAACGCAGCUUAAGAAACGGUCAUGA